AUGUCUGCUGCGAGUGGUGAUUCUGACGAAUCUUCGCCCGAGGACACGAGACGGGGGUUGGCCUCGCGUACUGGUGCAGCGUCUAUGCCCUUGAGGCGUCGUCGAGGCAUUGUCUUUGGGGCGACCAGACGUAGCAAGCGUCGGGCCAACAGACUCUCAGCUCUCGUAGGGGUCAGGCGGGAGUGUGGUAGUCGACGCAGCGGUGCCAAUGGUUCGCUGUCCGGAAGCGGUGUUGCGCCCAAAAGUCGCGGCCGACCACCAUUGCGCAACCAAGGCAAUAGGCAGCAACACCAUCAGCUCAUUCGCAUGUGA
Echinococcus granulosus is the source of this 312-nucleotide messenger RNA. RefSeq lists its product as hypothetical. The record is from RefSeq and is a predicted model, not a curated record. The transcript has a single exon. NCBI's taxonomy places the organism in Eukaryota, Metazoa, Platyhelminthes, Cestoda, Cyclophyllidea, Taeniidae. The coding region runs from base 1 to 312 and encodes 103 amino acids.